Molecule: messenger RNA, 688 nt
Organism: Hevea brasiliensis (rubber tree)
Lineage: Eukaryota; Viridiplantae; Streptophyta; Magnoliopsida; Malpighiales; Euphorbiaceae
Product: cytochrome B5
Exons: 2
Coding region: 77-505 (142 amino acids)
Cellular component (GO): intracellular membrane-bounded organelle; membrane
Molecular function (GO): heme binding
Source: RefSeq, a predicted model, not a curated record
UCUACCCAUUAAUAUAAAUUUGCUCGCUUGAUCAUCGCAUGCAUAUGCAGUCUCUUCAAAAUCCAAAGAGAGAAACAUGGCUGACCAGCGAGUUUUCACACUGUCACAGGUCGCCCAACACAAAUCCAAGAAAGAUUGCUGGCUUGUUAUUGAUGGCAGAGUGCUUAACGUCACAAAGUUCUUGGAAGAGCACCCGGGGGGAGAAGAGGUGCUGAUAGAAUCAGCAGGAAAGGAUGCAACUAAGGAGUUCAAGGAUAUUGGACAUAGCAGGGCAGCCCAGAACCUACUCCUCAAGUACCAGGAGGGCGUUCUUCCAGGUUACACUUUCAAAGAGGGGAACAUCAUGGAUUCUUCCAUCAAGGAACCCAAGAAAAAGGAAAUGAGUGCUUUUGUGAUCAACGAUGAUGGCCUGCCCAAGUACGCAGCUUUUCUGGAGUUCUUUGUGCCCCUUUUAGUCGCUGGUUCCUACUUCAGUUACAGAUACCUUACCAGGAUUGUCAAUUAGAUGCUCUGGAUCGAUAGUGGAUUAUAAAUCUCUCUUUGUUUUAUCAAUUAGAUCCACUUUAUCAGUGUUGGAUUAUUUAUCCCUCUUUGUUUCAUCUGCAGCCGUUUACUUAUCAGUUAUGUAUCAUAAUGCAUUACCAUAUUCCAGCUACUUGAAUAAAGUGAUGUAAUUUUCGUUGGCUCA